Linum tenue is the source of this 1550-nucleotide messenger RNA. The record is from the annotation of a GenBank genome assembly. NCBI's taxonomy places the organism in Eukaryota, Viridiplantae, Streptophyta, Magnoliopsida, Malpighiales, Linaceae.
AUUAUAUCCCGUCUUCUACCCAAAGAAAAACUCUCGAAUCCAUCCAGUCGUACGUUAUCCGCCUACUUCUCUCUCCCUUUCUCCCUCCACUGUACAGCCUCACUAUAUAUAAUCGGGAACUUGCGGCUAUCUCUCAUUCACUCACUCACUCCCCACAGCGUUUUUUCUACCACCAUGGAUGUCGAUCUGACCCCUAAGCUCCCCAAGAAUGUCAUCGAAGGCGACGGCGGCUCCUACCAGGCCUGGUGCCCCGACGACCUCGUCAUGCUCAAGCGCGGCAACAUCGGUGCCGCCAAGCUCGGCCUCAAGAAGAACGGCCUUGCUCUCCCUCACUACUCCGAUUCCGCCAAGGUCGCCUAUGUUCUUCAAGCAGGCAACGGAGUAGCCGGAGUUGUUCUCCCAGAGAAGGACGAGAAGGUGAUCGGGCUCAGGAAGGGCGACGCCAUCGCGCUCCCCUUCGGCGUCGUGACCUGGUGGUACAACAAGGAAGACACGGAACUGAUCAUCCUCUUCCUUGGCGACACCUCGAAUGGCCACAAUGUAGGUUCCUUCACCUAUUUCUACCUCACGGGAACCAAUGGCAUCUUCACGGGCUUCUCCAGCGAGUUCGUCUCACGGGCUUGGGACGUCGACGAGGCCACCGUCAAAGCCCUCGUCGGAUCCCAAUCGGGGGAAGGAAUCGUCAAGGUCGAUGGCUCAAUCAAGCUCCCCGAACCGAAGAAGGAGGAUCGCGAUCAAUUGGUCUACAACUGCGAGGAAGCUCCUCUUGAUGUUGACAUCAAGAAUGGAGUAAGGGUGGUGGUGCUGAACACCAAGAACCUCCCCUUGGUCGCCGAGAUUGGGCUGGGAGCCGAUCUCGUGAAGCUGGAUGGCGGCGCAAUGUGCUCCCCUGGUUUCUCCUGCGACUCUGCGCUGCAGGUGACUUACAUUGUGAGUGGAAGUGGCAGGGUCCAGGUUGUGGGCGUGGAUGGCAAGAGGGUGCUGGAGACUACCGUUAAGGCUGGGCAAUUGUUCAUCGUGCCCAGGUUCUUCGUCGUUUCGAAGAUCUGUGAUCCUGAUGGAAUGUCUUGGUUCUCAAUCAUCACCACUCCAGACCCGAUCUUCACCCACUUGGCUGGAAGGACGUCGGUGUGGAAGGCAUUGUCGCCGGCGGUGCUGGAGGCCUCUUUCAAGGUGUCGUCGGAGGUUGAGAAGAAGUUCAGGGGAACUAGGACUUCCGAUGAGAUUUUCUUCCCACCAUCCAAGUGAGCUUUUGCGAGCAGUAUCAACCAGAGAGUGACCUGUUGAACAGUUUCUGUCGAUCAAUCGUUCUAAAUAAAAAGAUAAUAGGAAUCAUAUUAUGUAAAUAUUGAUAUAUGGAUGACCAUUGUCAUUACCACAUUAGAUGCUCACUUGGGAGUUAUAUGUAACCACAUUCCUACAUUUGAUAGCUCCUUUAUGUUUCAUUAUCUAUCAUUGAUAUAAAGAUGUAGUAGUUACCAAGGUGUGCCUAUAAAUAAAGCACACCAUUGUAUCAAAAGAGAGAAUGAAUAAGAAGAACUCUUCCCCUC